ACUUACGGGUCUUCGUGAAAAGGUUCUUGAUCUCGGCAAUGGUGGCUUGGGGCUCCACCUGGGGGAAACAAAGGCCAGGGACAGACCAGGACCCAGGAGGAGAGUAUGGGCCGUCGGGGCCCCGACUGGCUGCUGGGAAAGGAAGCUGGGCAGCGAGAGGGGGCGGCUGGGACAGGGGCCACCCUCCCAGCAGCCGCCGCUGCAGCUGCUACCGCCGCCACCGCCACCAACGCACCCAGGCCAGCCCGAGGCCGCAGAGGAGCAGCGGCGCCCUCACAGAGGAAGGCACUGUCAAAGCUGGAAGAGGUGGUGAGGCUGAGCUCUGUGGACACAGGCUGACCGGAGCAGCAGAAGGCGCUCAUCCAGGCCGACCUACGCCCAGCGCGCCCAGCCCAGGUGCCAGCAGCUCAGGACCUUUGAGCAAGUCAUCUGACAUCUCUGAGACUGUUUCUCCAUCUACAAAAACAAGAAUAAUUAAUAGUCUCCUACCUCACAGGGGUGUGAAGAUAAGAAAACAAGGUAACAGAAUCUCACGAGCACAAAAAAAACAAAGAUCAGCUUUGCUGGUCGGCGGGAGCCAGCACUGGAGCUACACCUUCACCGCCUAAGCCCCUCAGGGAGACGUCCCGGGCGAGGACGGGACCCAAAGGUCAAGCUUCUCCGGGCUGAUUGCAAAGCCCCUUCCAAAGCCCGAGGCAGAGGCAGGGUGCAAGACCCUGCCCCUGAGCCUUCAUCAACUGUUGAACCCUUCAGAACUCAGAGGCCUGGCAUCAGGGACAUGGUGAGAAGUCCUCAAAGAUAGAUCGCUGAUUCACAGGAGAGCAGGGCAGGGAGAAGGUGAGUCAAUGCUCAGCACUUAGUCA
This is a messenger RNA of Balaenoptera acutorostrata (minke whale), 863 nucleotides long. RefSeq lists its product as uncharacterized. The transcript is spliced from 6 exons. Lineage: Eukaryota; Metazoa; Chordata; Mammalia; Artiodactyla; Balaenopteridae. The coding region runs from base 39 to 608 and encodes 189 amino acids. The record is from RefSeq and is a predicted model, not a curated record.